AGAAUGACAAAGAUCGUAAUCAAAAGGCUAAAAACGUAUCAUUAUUAAUUGAACUAAAUAACACUUGCACUGGUAUUGAUACUGAAUUAGUAAAUAUUUGGCAAGGCAAUUUAAAAGUCGAUUCAUUACAUAAAAAACAAAGCUAUACGUUUUUCAAUCUAGCAACAUGUAAACGAUUAGUAGAAAUUAAUGGAGGUGAAAUGGAAGCAGAAAGUCAAUUAGGAAAAGGAAGUAAAUUUUGGUUUACAUGGAAUAUUGAG
This is a messenger RNA of Racocetra persica, 260 nucleotides long. The record is from the annotation of a GenBank genome assembly. NCBI's taxonomy places the organism in Eukaryota, Fungi, Glomeromycota, Glomeromycetes, Diversisporales, Gigasporaceae.